UUCGUAAUUUUUUUACACAAACGGCCCAAAUAGUUAAACUAGAAAUCCCUCCAAAGAGCACGAAAGGCAGAGUUCAUCCCGCGACUCUAGAGAUAUCGCUUAAAAUCUGCCAGUCACUGUGAGUCACCGACGCCCCCGGAAGUAUUUGAUUUCGGUUUUAUUUCUUUUUUUCUCGCCACUGCUCGGAUCUCUCCGCUUCCUCACUGAAAUCAUCAAAUAGAAGAAAAUAAAACGUGUCGGGGGUUCAUGCUCAGGUAACCAAAAGGAUGUAUCAAACUAAUGGAAUUCUUCCCAGUGAACAAAUCCAGACAAAAGAUUUUGAAAUUUUCUAAUAGUUACUUUGAUACUAUUGGAACCAAUGGAACGUUAAUAGACGAAAAUUCUGAUUGAAACAGGAGUUUAACUAGAGGAGGAAUUAUGCAAAAGGACAACGAUUCUGGCGGCCCAUCAACGACUAGCGGUCUUACUGGGAGGCUACGCCGGCGCAGAGGCUCAAAUGAGGUUCCUUCUGAAGUUGUUAAAGCAAAUGGAAGCCAUUUACUUGUAGACGAUACAAAAAAAUACAAGUCAAUGUUAAUCCGUAUAUAUUCAUCAGUUUGGAUGAUUGGAGGUUUUGCCUUCGUAAUCUACAUGGGACACCUUUAUAUCUGGGCCAUGGUAGUUGUUAUCCAAAUUUUUAUGGCAAGAGAGCUAUUCAAUUUACUUAGGAGAGCACAUGAAGACAGUCGCCUCCCAGGUUUCAGGCUUUUAAAUUGGCACUUCUUCUUCACUGCAAUGCUGUUUGUGUAUGGCCGCUUCCUCAAUCAGAGGCUUGCUAAUACAGUUACUUCAGAUAAAUUUUUGCAUAAGCUCGUGAUUGGAUUUAUCAAGUAUCACAUGGUUACCUGUUAUUUCUUGUAUAUUGCAGGUUUUAUGUGGUUUAUUCUGACACUAAAGAAGAAGAUGUAUAAGUAUCAGUUUGGACAAUAUGCAUGGACUCAUAUGAUUCUGAUUGUGGUGUUUACCCAGUCCUCUUUUACCGUGGCAAAUAUUUUUGAAGGAAUAUUCUGGUUCCUUCUUCCAGCAUCACUUAUCGUCAUCAAUGAUAUUGCUGCUUACUUUUUCGGCUUUUUCUUGGGGAGAACUCCUCUAAUCAAGAUAUCACCGAAAAAAACAUGGGAGGGCUUUAUUGGAGCAUCAUUUGCAACUGUUGUCUCUGCAUUUGUGCUUGCAAAUAUAUUGGGUCGUUUUCAGUGGUUAACAUGUCCAAGAAAGGAUUUAUCAACCGGCUGGCUUCGUUGUGAUCCUGGUCCUCUGUUCAAGCCAGAUUAUUUUAAUGUCCCUCAAUGGGUUCCUCUAUGGUUCCCUUGGAGAGAGAUAUCUGUUUUACCAGUACAGUGGCAUGCCUUGGCGCUUGGUCUCUUUUCAUCAAUUAUAGCACCUUUUGGAGGCUUUUUUGCUAGUGGCUUUAAAAGAGCUUUCAAGUUCAAGGAUUUUGGUGAUAGUAUUCCCGGACAUGGUGGAAUCACUGAUAGAAUGGAUUGCCAGAUGGUGAUGGCCGUGUUUGCAUAUAUCUACCACCAGUCAUUUGUCGUACCUCAAAGCUUAUCGAUUGAAGCUAUUAUGGACCAGAUAUUAAUGAAUCUUACAUUUGAGGAGCAACGAGCUUUAUUCAUGAAGCUUGAGCAGAUCAUCCAGGAGAGGCACUUUGUUGAAUCCUGAAUUUAGGAAAACUGACCUUUGUGUAAUGUAUGUAGCUGUCAUUUUCGCAUGUCAUGUACAUGUUCUGUUUCCUCUCCCUCGUUCUAUGCAAACUUUUGCAUACACUUGACUUCUGCACAUUGAUAGUGCUUGUCCCCAUUAUAUUUCUGAUAUUUCUAAUGAUUAAUGUAUGUGUGAAGAUAAUGUUUGUGUUUUUCUU
Molecule: messenger RNA, 1900 nt
Organism: Olea europaea var. sylvestris
Lineage: Eukaryota; Viridiplantae; Streptophyta; Magnoliopsida; Lamiales; Oleaceae
Product: phosphatidate cytidylyltransferase 1-like
Exons: 14
Coding region: 418-1701 (427 amino acids)
Cellular component (GO): endoplasmic reticulum membrane
Molecular function (GO): phosphatidate cytidylyltransferase activity
Source: RefSeq, a predicted model, not a curated record